This is a messenger RNA of Prosopis cineraria, 977 nucleotides long. RefSeq lists its product as uncharacterized. NCBI's taxonomy places the organism in Eukaryota, Viridiplantae, Streptophyta, Magnoliopsida, Fabales, Fabaceae. The coding region runs from base 150 to 758 and encodes 202 amino acids. The record is from RefSeq and is a predicted model, not a curated record. The transcript has 3 exons.
CAAGCUAUCUAUCGAAAUAAUCCAAUAUCCGUUCUCAUCUUCUAUUCUCCACUUUUACACGCAAAUCCCAUUCUAUAGCAUCUCGCGACCCAAUUUCUUCUGUUGCCAUCAAUUUCCAGAACCGAGGAACAGCUCAGAAGGACAAAAUAAUGAGGGCUAACAUAUCAGAACUCGAGAAACUAGAGCUACUCCACAAAUCGGAGGUCUUCAAGAUCAAAGGCAGGGACAAGCAAGGCCGCAAGAUCCUUCGCAUCAUCGGCAAGUUUUUCCCGGCGCGGCUCGUGAGCGUUGACCUUUUGAAGAGGUACUUGGAGCAGAGGAUUUUUCCGAAAUUGGAGAAGAAGAAAUUCUCGGUGGUGUACGUUCACACCGGCGUUCAACGGAGCGAGAAUUUCCCAGGAAUCUCAAACUUGAGAUCAAUCUACGAUGCGAUUCCGUUGAACGCAAAGGAAAAUCUGGAGGCUGUGUAUUUCGUGCACCCAGGCCUCCAGGCACGGCUUUUCCUCGCCACGUUUGGCCGUUUUGUCUUCAAUGCAGGGUUGUACGGGAAGGUGAGGUACGUGAGCAGGCUGGACUAUCUGUGGGAUAAGGUGAGGAGGAAUGAGGUGGAAAUACCAGAGUUUGUGUACGAUCACGAUGAAGACUUGGAAUAUCGUCCCCUGAUGGAUUAUGGAUUGGAGAGCGAUCACGCUAGGGUGUGCCACCCGUCCUCUAUUGAUUCCCCUAUCUCUACCUUCUCCAUGAGGUGCCUCUCAUAGGAUCAUCCCUCUACCCUCCUCCAAAAUGGAAACUAUCACAACCGGUUACAUAUGUAACUCGCCAAAUACUACCGUUCUUUUCUUGGUUCAUACUUGAAUUAAAGUUGUUUCCCCACUUAAGUUUUAGGUCUGUUCUUAUAUUUUUAGCUAGGUAAGCCACGUGUAAUCCUGUGAAUAGAUAUUUUUGAAUCGUUAUCAUAUAUUCAGUCGUUUUGUUCA